This is a messenger RNA of Eupeodes corollae, 567 nucleotides long. Its product is annotated as general odorant-binding protein 56a-like. Bases 107 to 505 code for a protein of 132 amino acids. The transcript is spliced from 2 exons. The record is from RefSeq and is a predicted model, not a curated record. Gene Ontology annotation, biological process: sensory perception of smell. Gene Ontology annotation, molecular function: odorant binding. Lineage: Eukaryota; Metazoa; Arthropoda; Insecta; Diptera; Syrphidae.
GAAAAUCCAUCUACAUUCCGUCUACACCUAUAAAAGCUUUGAAUUUUUUGAGGACAAUUCAGUUUUAAUCUUCCACCUCCAGCGCGAAUAUCAAUACCUUGUUAAAAUGAAAUUCUUAAUUGUUUUUGCUCUGAUCGCUAUUGUUUCUGUUGUUAGCGCAGCUGAUGCUGAUGUCAAAGAACAAAAUCAACGUGUUGAGGAGCACGUAACAAAAUGCCGCAGUAAACACCCAAUAAAAGAUGAACAACUUGCUCUAUUGAAGGAUGGAAAAGUUACAGAGGGUAGUGAUGAUGAAAGAUGUUUUGUCAAUUGUUUCAUGGAAGAAUCUGGAAUAAUGGUUGAUGGUAAAAUCCAAAAAGAAAAGGCUAUUAAGGCAUUUUCUGUAAGGAUAGGCGAAGAAAAGGCAAUUGAAGCCUUUGAGAAGUGUCAAAGUGAGGUUGGAAGUGCAAAGUGUGAAACUGCUUUGAAAAUGCACAACUGUUUCCAUGCCCAAGGUGUCUACUAGUUUAUUUUCUUAAAUAAGAGAUUAAUAUAAUUUUAUGAAUAAAAUUAUUUAAAAGCCUUUUA